This is a messenger RNA of Dendronephthya gigantea, 3826 nucleotides long. Its product is annotated as zinc finger FYVE domain-containing protein 16-like. The record is from RefSeq and is a predicted model, not a curated record. Gene Ontology annotation, biological process: endosomal transport. The transcript has 19 exons. The coding region runs from base 115 to 3663 and encodes 1182 amino acids. Gene Ontology annotation, cellular component: early endosome membrane. NCBI's taxonomy places the organism in Eukaryota, Metazoa, Cnidaria, Anthozoa, Malacalcyonacea, Nephtheidae. Gene Ontology annotation, molecular function: metal ion binding.
UUUUUAAACGAUGAUAAAAACAUCGUGUGAUAUAUUGCGAGCCAUGUUAAAAGAUAAAUAGAAGAAAACUGUUGAACAAACGGUAUUUAUUGUACAGAGUUAUAGUUACCUGAGAUGACUGACGCAUUUGUCCCCGUUGACUUGGACAAGCUGCUGGAUGACUUUGAACAACAAGAUUCUUUUUCAUCUCCAGUGUCCGGUCAAAGAAGAUCUUUAGUAAAUGAUCAAGGUUACUCACAUUCCAGAUGUUCAACCAAUGAUAAAAAUACAGUGGAAACACCAUCUGGAUUUGCAAAUAAAUCAGAUUUCCCAGUGAAUGGUUUAGUUACGAAGACUGGCUCAAAAGAAAACCUUAAGGAUAUGAUUUCAAACACAGUUCCUAAUUUGACUCUUUCAGACAAGCUUAAUCAUACAAAACCGGCUAUUGACUUGUUGUCAACUGAUGUUAGUGUUUGUAAUGGUAUGUCUGUUGAUGAUAAUUUUAAGCAUAAUAGAGAAGCAGGACAUACCACUGACCCAGGGCAAAACUCAAGUUCGGAUAACUUAAUGGACCUUACAGAUGUAGCUGUCACUUCUGAACCUUCUAUCUUAAACAAAGUAGAUUUAUUGGGUAAUGUUGGCCCACAUUCAGAUCCAAUACCACCAGACAUUACUAAUGGAAUAACAGACAAAAAAACUUCCCAUGGUGACCUGUUGAGGGAUAUGUGCCCUGGUAAUCCUAAUAUGGCAAACAAUUUGCAUCAGGAUCUUCUACUAUUAGAUAUUGAUAAUCCUAUUGAUCAUUCCCAGAGAUCAAACUCAAAUUUUUCUCAGACAUUUCUCAAUAAUGAAGCUGUUCAGGAUUGUAUUCAGGGUCCUAGUGGUAACCUCAUUAACAUGCCUUCCACAUCACAUAUUGAUAAUGAAAACUCACUCAUUGACUUAACUACAGACAACACAAGGACGGAAAUGUCUAAGGUUGAUAAUAAAGACCAAGAUUUACUUCAUGGUGAUGAUAAACGUAGUGAUUUGUUAGCAGACACUGCCAAUGGGGAAUUACGGUCACACCACGAUUUUUCUCGUGAAAGUACUCAAACAGAACCUCCAAAACAGCCAUUAAUGGACCAAACGCCUGUUGCAGAUUUAAUGGGAUCCCCUCCAGGUGCAGUAGGGAGCGAUACGUCAUCGGCCAGUGGUUCGCUAAGUAAUGUUCAUAAAGUUAACGAAUAUAGUGAAGCAUUCAAUAAAAACACGCAAGGCGCAGUUUUUAAUGUUGCUCGUUUAACUGAGGAAGAAGAAUCCUUGCUCUUCAUGCAAGAUCAUUUUGGUGAUCCUGACAUGGCAGAAGGCAAUGCAGGUGUUGUAAACACGCCCGUUGCUGUGACUAAUGUAAACAGUACAUCUGGGACAAAUGAUAGUGGAAGAAAUGGCGAUGUGGAAGAUAACACGCAGGCCACACCAACAGAGUCCAUUCCUGUUGGUCAAGACGCUGUAGCUGAAGAUUCAAAUGGACCUCCAUCAAACAGUUAUGAGGUACUCGAAUCUGAGCAAUCAUUUCAGCUUGGGUACAACCCACCAUCUUGGGUUCCAGAUAGCAGUGUGCAAAGAUGCAUGAGCUGUCAGGCAAAAUUCACCGUGGUCAAACGGCGCCAUCAUUGUCGGGCCUGUGGAAAGAUCUACUGUUCAUCUUGUUGUAAUUUGAAGUUCAAUCUUCAGUAUUUGGAGGACAAAUUAGCCCGGGUUUGUCAAACAUGUGCGAAUGUUCUUUUACAGAGACAAGCAGCUUUGGCCAAUCAGAAUACGGCGGUCUCUGACUGUGACGAAGCUGGGAUGUAUCUUUAUCUUAAUCCCGAACACCCUGAAGCACCAAUUGAACAAGCACCGUCACAGGAAGUGCAGGAUGUUGUAUCACGUGCUGAACCGCCACCCGAGUAUGAAGAGACAGAAUCGCAAACCUUCACACCUAUCGAGGUUGCCUCUGUUGCUCCAGUGUUUGCUGAAGACACUGGAAACGAAUCAACACCACAGGCUACCCAGUUUAGACCAGCAGCCUGUUCGAGCAGUUCCAGCAUGUCAAGUGCUGACAUCCCAGUAACUUCCAACAUUCCGUUGCCGCCAUUAUUAAGAAAGACUAACGAAGGUUUAAAAAUCGACGAAUCACCGAACCACCAGGAACUCUUGUAUCUUUUGAAAAAGAAAAAAGAAACUGUGACUUUCCUCUUGAAUAAAAAUUUGGUUGUGAGAGUGAAGAUUGUAAAAUUGAACUGUUGUGUAAAGCGAAAAUGUUGGUGUUUCAGCAGUGAAGGAAUGCAAACUGCUGAUCAGGAAGACAUGGUGAUACUUUUAGAGUGUGUUCCUAAGGAAUCUUCAAUUCCACAAGACGUCUUGUCUCACUUCAACACAGCUUUCGCCUAUGCUAAACAAGGUCACAGAGUAACAGAUCUGGGCUAUACGAUAUUUGGACAGCCUUUUUUGGGCUCACUACGAAAUGCAGGGUUUCUUUACGUCAAGUCUUCCUUCCAGUGUUUAGACAACUUAUUGUUGCCAUCUGGUCCUCAUAUCUUUGGUAUACUCAUUCAAAGAGAAGAGGUGUCCUGGGUUCAGCUUUUCCCAAUCAGACUUCUUCUACGUCUCGGAGCCGAGUAUCGAUAUUAUCCCUCACCAUUGUGGAGUGUUAGAGAUCGAGAAGCUUUGUACGGUGAUAUUGGUCAUACGAUUAUGGAUCUUCUUGCAGAUUUUAAAAAUUUCCAAUACACCUUACCCAGAGUUACUGGAAUGUAUGUUCACUUGGAAGACAAGAAAGCUGUCAUACAACUACCACAAAAUCGAUAUGAUGAGGUCCUAAAGGUCCUGAAUGCAACCGAUGAAUACGUGAUGGCAUUUGAAGCGUCUUUCAGUAAUGUUGCCGACUCUCACUUGGUCUGUAUACAAGAGGGAGCGAAUUAUAAAACUCAGUGUAUAAAUAUUGAAGGACAAGAACGAAAAGUAACUGGUGCAAGUUUCAUCGUCUUCAAUGGGGCCCUAAAAACUACGAAUGAUGUAAGAGCCAAAGUCAGCGUUGUGGAAGAUGGCGUGAUGGUUCAAAUGAUCAAACAAUUGAGUGAAGAAAUGAGACAGGCGAUGCGUGAGAUGAGUGACUUCACUAUUGAUACUGGAUGCCUUGAUACUGAUGGUGCUUCAAUACAACAGGUUGUAUUUGAGUGGGUUUCGAAAAGGAGUCCUGAUAUGCAGAGCGUGUUAAGUCCAAUUGACGGUCAAACACUUGGAACAACAUCAGACAUCAAGAUCAACACACACUUUGAUUUCUCUACACCAAGUAUCUUUAGACUACGUUGGACUGAGUUGUUUUUCUUGAACCAUACCGGGGACAGACCUGCGCGUAAUCUGCCUGCUCAAUUCAAACAAACAACUGCGGAUAUUGCAAAGGCCUGUACUGUAGCUCUACGACCUUAUCUUUUUACUCUUUAUCAACUUGAGAAACGCCGCAUCGGAUUACGAGUCAACCUCAGCCCGGAUAUGGUUGGGUACAUCAUUGGUUCACAAGGUCAGACACUGCCGGAUGAAAUGGCAACUGACCUGGACAAUGAGCUUGUCCCCGCAAUUCACAAUGCAGUGAAUCCCUCAAGCAGCAGCACACCUUCGUCCAUGGAGUUUCUUUUUAACAUUGUAGAAAUGUUGAGCUAGUUUCACGAGAAACCAAGGGAAGGUUAUGUAACAUAGAUGGAGAAGAAACUCCAACUAAAUUGAGAAGGGGAGGAGGGAGUGUAGGCGUUAAAAUAAUGACAGUGAAUAACAGACGAACGUGAAUUAGGAGAAAAACUAGAUUUAAAGGAUAUGGCGGUAUUAA